This is a messenger RNA of Closterium sp. Naga37s-1, 2268 nucleotides long. NCBI's taxonomy places the organism in Eukaryota, Viridiplantae, Streptophyta, Zygnematophyceae, Desmidiales, Closteriaceae. The record is from the annotation of a GenBank genome assembly.
AUGCUAACAAACACAUGUGCACAUGCACACUCGCUCGUUCCUCCUCCUCUCUCCCCCCCCACACCACAGGUGCGCGGGCCACUGGAGCGCAUAUCGUCGGUGUACGGGGCAGUGCAGGAUGCAAGCAAGGAUGAGGACACGUCGGUGCGGGGCCCUCUGGAGCGCAUAUCCUCAGUGUACGGAGCAGUGCAGGACGCAAGCAAGGACGAGGACACGGCGGUGCGACCGUAUCAUUAUACACUCUCCUCUCCCCCCCUUCCCCUCCUCCUUUACCAGGUGCGCGGCCCUCUGGAGCGCAUAUCAUCGGUGUACGGAGCAGUGCAGGACGCAAGCAAGGACGAGGACACGGCGGUGCGGCGCUGUAUCAACGAGCUGCAAACCAUUGAGAAGGAGCUCACUGCGCUCAAGUCGCCUGCUAAUGUGUCUGAGGCAGACGAGCGGGCGGUGGUGCUGGACAGGCUGGACACCAAGCGCCACGUGCUACAGCAGUGCUGCCAGCUGAUGCCUUCUCCCUUGCUCCCCCUUCUCCCUUGCUUCCACUUCUCCCAUCUCUCCCCAUCUCCCAACAGAGGCGGACGAGCGGGCAGUGGUGCUGGACAGGCUGGACACCAAGAGGCACGUGCUGCAGCAGUGCUGCAGCAGCUGCGAGCUAAUGCCUUGGGCGGACGAGCGGGCGGUGGUGUUAGGCAGGCUGGACACAAAGCGCCACGUGCUGCAGCAGUGCUGGCUGUUGAUGCCUUUUUCCUUGCUUCCCCGUCGCUACUGCUGUCUUUGAUUCCCCGUCCUCUCCUCUCCACCAGAGGCGGACGAGAGGGCAGUGGUGUUGGACAGGCUGGACACCAAGCGCCAUGUACUGCAGCAGCGGAUGAGCGGGCAGUGGUGUUGGACAGGCUGGACACAAAGAGGCAUGUGCUGCAGCAUUGCUGCGACCAGAUGGCGGCGUGUGAGUGCAAACGAGCGCUGCUGGUGAAGCUGCUGACAGACGCGCUCAGGACACAGGAGAGCAAGCUGGAACGCUUGAGAUCACAGGUGGAGGUGAGAUGCACAGAGCCCGCAUCCCUCGUUCUCUCUGGCCCCACCCACUCCCUCUAUCUCCUCCCUUUCCUACGAAAUGGAAGGGAGGGAGGGGAAUACAUCCCUCCCAUGCUCUGUAUCGCGCGCACGCAGUCGGAGAUAGCAGCCAACCUGCGCAAGCGAGCCACGGAGGAGGAUGCUGCUCGCGCCUCUGCUGGCCUCACUGCUGCAGCCAACCCCUCCGCUACUGCCCCUGCCACCACUGCUGCUGCACCAUCCGCCCCAGCAUUCUUCCCAGCCCCUGCAACAGCAGUGGCCCCUGCCGCUACAGCUGCACCUGCACCAGCGUUCGUUCUCCCUGGGCUCCAACCUCCCCCAGGCAUGCCUCCUGAGAUGGUGGCUGCAGCCGCUGCUGCUGCUGCAGCUGCCGCCGCUGCUCUAAACAGUUCACAAGCCUCUACCCCUGCUGCUGCUGCAGCUGCCGCUGCUGCCGCCGCUGCUUCUGCUGCUGCUGCCGGCAAUCCAGGUUUGCCGGCUGGUCUUGCUGCUGCAACAGGCCCGGGUGCCGGAGCUGGUGGGGUCACCGAUACUGAGCGGGAGGCUCGGUGGAAGCGGGCGGCGGAGCUGACGAGCCAGCUGGUUGCUUCGGCAUCAUCUGCCGCGAUUUUGAAAUCCGUUCUCUCGUCGUUUGCAGCUGGGCAAUCAGUAGCAGCAGGAGACGCUGCCGCUGCUGCUCCAGCUGACGCUGCUCGUGCAGGUGGUGGGGGGGAUGGUGGUGGUGGCGGUGGGGGAGGAGGUGCAAACGACCCUUCUCAGCCACCAGAGAAGCGGCUGCGACCCACUGAUACAAGCACACCGCCUCUGUCACACUCAUUUGCACCUCCUCCCUCCACUGCCACUGCCUUUGCUUCCCCGAACCAUGCAAUGUUCCCCCCGCCCCCACCCCCACUGAACAUGGAUGGCAUGCCGUUCCCCCCCUUGCCCCCUCCCCCCCCUCUCCCUACUCAAUCCCAUCCUCCCCAACAGACCUCUGCUGCCAUGCCUCAGUAUUCUCUUGCUCCCCCUCCUCCUCCCUACACUGCUUAUCCUCCCAAUGCUGCCACCGGUGCUCCCCCCCUUCUUAUAAUGUUAUGGGGCAGGGGAAUGGGGGUUAUCAGGGGCAAGGGCAGAUGGGGCCAGGGGAUGGGGGUGUGGGAGGGAACGUUGGUGGGCAAGGAGGGGAAUAUGCUGGCACAGCCAGCGACCUCCGGUUAA